Molecule: messenger RNA, 1905 nt
Organism: Rhododendron vialii
Lineage: Eukaryota; Viridiplantae; Streptophyta; Magnoliopsida; Ericales; Ericaceae
Product: lysine histidine transporter 2-like
Exons: 9
Coding region: 152-1555 (467 amino acids)
Cellular component (GO): plasma membrane
Source: RefSeq, a predicted model, not a curated record
CCUAAAGGGGUCUCCCUUUUUCGGGAUAUAAAAAAACCAAUACGUUUACAGAGUUUUGAGAACAACUCUCAAUUCCUCAUUUUGGUAUCAGUAGCAUCUUCUUCUUCUAUUCUCGCUGCUUCAGUGCUUCUUCUCCUGUUAUUCUCCGCACAUGGGAACUCAAUCUCCAACUGAUCAGGACUAUGCCUUCAAAACAGAGGAAAUGGCCUUCAAGAGAUCGUACGUAGUCGGUACACCCGAUGAUACACCGCAGGUUGACACACGGACUGAAAAGGAGAAGGCGAUUGACGAAUGGCUUCCGGUCACCUCUUCUAGAAAUGCAAAAUGGUGGUACGCAGCUUUCCACAAUGUCACUGCCAUGGUUGGAGCUGGAGUCCUCAGUCUCCCUUCUGCAAUGGCAAAUCUAGGAUGGGGACCUGGUGUGACCAUACUAAUACUAUCAUGGGUUAUUACUUUGUACACACUGUGGCAAAUGGUUGAGAUGCAUGAGAUGGUACCUGGAAAACGUUUCGACAGAUACCAUGAGCUGGGGCAGCACGCGUUUGGUGAGAAGCUCGGUCUCUAUGUUGUGGUGCCCCAACAGCUCAUUUGCGAGGUGGGAGUGGACAUCGUCUAUAUGGUCACCGGAGGGAAGUCGUUAAAGAAAUUCCACGAUUUGGUGUGCACUGAUUGCAAAGAUAUCAAGCUUACCUUCUUCAUCAUGAUAUUUGCCUCAGCCCAUUUCGUGCUCUCCCAUCUUCCCAACUUCAACUCCAUCUCUGGUUUGUCUUUGGCCGCUGCAGUUAUGUCCUUGAGUUACUCUACAAUUGCUUGGACUGCUUCUGUUCACAAGGGGGUGCAGAAGGAUGUGAAAUAUGGCAACCCUAAUACGACCACGCCGGGAAAGGUGUUCGGUUUCUUUAACGCCUUGGGCGAUGUUGCUUUUGCCUAUGCUGGGCACAAUGUGGUCUUAGAGAUUCAAGCCACAAUCCCUUCUACCCCUGAGAGGCCAUCCAAGGUCCCUAUGUGGAGGGGAGUCCUCGUUGCCUACAUAGUUGUGGCCUUGUGCUACUUCCCUGUCGCUAUAAUCGGGUUCUGGAUGUUUGGGAACCAAGUCCAAGACAAUAUCCUCAUCUCAUUGGAGAAACCCACUUGGCUCAUUGCAAUGGCUAACUUGUUUGUCGUUGUUCACGUUAUCGGAAGCUAUCAGAUCUACGCAAUGCCAGUGUUUGACAUGAUAGAAACUCUUCUGGUAAAGAAAUUGCGCUUCAAGCCCAGUUGGAUGCUUCGCUUUGCUUCACGAAAUAUAUACGUGGCUUUCACAAUGUUUAUUGCGAUAACCUUCCCUUUCUUUGGUGCUCUUCUUGGUUUCUUCGGAGGUUUUGCAUUUGCACCAACAACAUUCUUCUUGCCUUGCAUCAUGUGGCUUGCCAUCUAUAAACCGAGGAGGUUUGGUUUGUCUUGGUUUGCUAACUGGAUCUGCAUUAUCCUGGGUCUUCUUUUGAUGAUUUUCUCGUCCAUUGGAGGGCUGAGGGAAAUUAUAAAAGAUGCAUCGACGUAUACAUUCUACUCUUGAGCAACUCUUGUCUCUCCAAAUUGGAAGCAGUGGCUGUUGAAUUAUACCCAGAAGGAGAGGCCAAGAUUAUGAUGGCGCAGAAACGAUCACGGAAAAAUGGCUAAGUCGGAUACAUGGACUGACAAACAAAUGCGAAGACCUCAGAUGAAAGCUUCUGGAGGACUUUUUUCAAAUACUACUAAAAACUACAGCUUGUUUUUCAUUUUCAUUGAUUGGUGUGCAUAAAUGUCAUCACUCUUUGUGUUUGUUCUUGCUGUUAUUUUCUCAAAGUCUACUUUUUUCAAUUGUUAAUGGGAUUGGAUUCUAAUUCUUGAUGAAUUUUUUAUUAUGAAAGGUUGGUUUGAGCUUUA